AUGGCUUCUCCAACAGCCUCUACCCGUCGCAGCCCCGGCUCGUCAGCUGGCUCGCUCAAACGAUCCGACGAACGAGCUUCAGUAGCACACGACAUCCCCCUCGAGACGCUGGUCACGCACUUGCUCGCUGCGAAGCGAUCGCUUUCAUCAAUGAAUCAUGUUCUCCGCGCCAACGAACUAGCUACAUCCGCCCGACAUGCGCAGGAAGAAGCUGCUCUACUGAGCGCCCAGUCCGGCUUCCUUCGCGGCGCUAUCCUUGACCAGGCUGCCAUCUUAGUCAAGGUGCGUCGCAGCCUUCAGGCAACAUACGACUGGGGAAAGCGCGAUUUUAGAGUCCUCGUCAAGUCCAUGGAUAGUGUCGAUGGCGAACUCGGCCGUACAAUAGAAUUUCUGCGGUCAACGGAAGUCAACAGCCUACUUCGUCCACAAGACGAGCAACGAAAGAAUCUACUCGACUUUGUCGAUGAAGAAAGCGGCAUUCAGCAAUCAUUUGAUGGCGACCUCCUCCGUUUCGACAACGAUAUCCGCGACCUCAAGAAAAUCAUUGUCGAAUCGCAAACCCAAGAAUCAGACGACGAGGGCCAAGAGUCGCAAGCCUUCGCGAUGGACAUGGUGAUGGACCUAGUCGAAAAUUCAAGCGUGAUGGCCCAACUGUUGGCAUCACUAACAAACCACUUUGACAUGUGCGUAACGGCCAUACGGACAACAGAGGGCGGUGCGGCGCUAGCUCGCCGCCGAGCUGCCGAGGUGAACCAUCUUCAGGGCAGCGAUGGUGUAUCCAUCUCGGGAGUUAUUGCCGAGCAGGAAUCCAACAUGUCGGACUUGGAGCCAACGACAGAUGGCGACCGAGCAGAGAUGCUUCGGGUCGUGGUGCAAGAUGCAGGCGAGGUCAGCGAUGUUGUGCAAGAAAUUCAAGAGCGUCUUGUAGUCAUGGAACAAGACGGCAGGGUUCUGGAGCAGCGGAACGCCGAUGCCGAAAAAUCCUAUAUUACCAUGCUUGAGGCGUUUACGAUACUGGGAAGUAUCGGUGACCGUCUGCACGACUAUCUCGCAGCCGAACAAGAUUUUAAAACCCGUUGGGAGCUAGAGAAGGAGACUGUGUUUGACAGACUGGCAGAGAUGAAGGUGAUGAGGGGCUUCUACGACGGCUACGCAAGUGCAUACAAUACGUUGAUCUUGGAGGUGGAGCGCCGGAAAGCUGUUGAAGACCGGGUGCAAAACAUCUGGCGCAUGGCGCAAGACAGCGUGGACAAGCUACUGGCGGCCGACGGAGCAUCUCGAGAAGCAUUUCGGCAAGACGUGGGCGAAUACCUGCCGACCGAUCUGUGGCCAGGAAUGCUGGCCGUGCCGCAGCGAUGGCAAUGCUCAUUGACAGCAAAUUCCAGGAGUAACCGCAGCAGAGUACAGGAUUUCGGGCGUAUUUCUAUUUCUUUCGUCGUCAUCUUCGUUUCGUUCGGCCGGCGCAUGAUAAAACUCUUCGUUCUGCGGGCGAGUGACCUCGCUGAGCCCCACAGGCCAAAAAGACGAGCAGUGCACAACCCGACCACAACUGUCGACAAGGACAAAAAGAAGAUGUUUGACAAGACUGGGAUUUGA
Molecule: messenger RNA, 1596 nt
Organism: Cordyceps militaris CM01
Lineage: Eukaryota; Fungi; Ascomycota; Sordariomycetes; Hypocreales; Cordycipitaceae
Product: kinase activator (Atg17), putative
Exons: 4
Coding region: 1-1596 (531 amino acids)
Biological process (GO): autophagy of mitochondrion; activation of protein kinase activity; autophagy of peroxisome
Cellular component (GO): Atg1/ULK1 kinase complex; phagophore assembly site
Molecular function (GO): molecular adaptor activity; protein kinase activator activity
Source: RefSeq, a predicted model, not a curated record